AUGAGCUACUACUUUGCCAUUGUCGGCACCCAGGACAACCCGCUGUUCGAGUACGAGUUUGGGACGUCCAAGCAAGGCGGCGAUGGCCAGUCGCGCUUCACCGACCAGGUGCGGCACCUGAACCAGAUCAUCUUGCACUCGAGCCUGGAUGUCGUCGAGGAGGUUCAGUGGUCACAAGGGCAGAUGUACCUCAAGUGCAUCGACAAGUUCUUCAACAACUACAUAUCCUGCUUCGUCACCGGCGCCGGCGCCAAGUUCCUGCUGCUGCACCAGCCGCCCGCGCCCAACCCUUCGGGCUCGUCGCGCUCCUCGACGGCCAUUGGCGCCAACCCGACGAGCCCCGCGACCGAGGAGGCCAUCAAGAUGUUCUUCGCCGAGGUCUACGAGAACUGGGUCAAGGCCAUCAUGAACCCCUUCUACAAGCAAAACAUGGAGGUGCGCAGCCCGGUGUUCCGCGCGCGCGUGGCAGCGGCAGGACGAAAAUACCUAUGA
Messenger RNA from Akanthomyces muscarius, 492 nucleotides. RefSeq lists its product as uncharacterized. The transcript has 2 exons. Bases 1 to 492 code for a protein of 163 amino acids. Gene Ontology annotation, cellular component: cytoplasm; nucleus; TRAPP complex. NCBI's taxonomy places the organism in Eukaryota, Fungi, Ascomycota, Sordariomycetes, Hypocreales, Cordycipitaceae. The record is from RefSeq and is a predicted model, not a curated record. Gene Ontology annotation, biological process: endoplasmic reticulum to Golgi vesicle-mediated transport.